CUCACCCCCCCACAGAGUUCUGUAACCAAUGGCAACCUCAGUCCAGACUCUUCCUCUGACCCGUGGCCCUGACAAAAACUUCCGGAACCCUUUUCCAGCCCCGCCCCUCUCCUCCCGCUGCGGCAUGGGAAGUGUAGGUAGUUUGGUGGAGAGGCCAGAUGUAUCUCCGACUAAAGGAAGCCGUGCGGUCCCCCAGGUGAGACCCAAACAAACCAACGGCCUCCUGAAGAAAGGCUUCACCCAGAGAGAGCUGCUCAAUUACCUCAACAUCACCAGAAAAGAGCCUAAAGCAAAUCCAGGCAGUGACGGCAAGAAGGAUAUUAUCUCUGGCCUCAGCCGUGAGGAGGACAACGUAUACGCCAAGGUCUACCAUAAAGACGGCACCGAAGUGGAUUUGACAAAGAACUCGCUGCCAAGUGGGGGCAAGUACGAAAAGGCUCGUUUUAGGUCAUCGGCCUUCAAGCCCGUCACCCCCAAAAACUUCAGCUCCAUGCAAAACCUCUAUCCGUCUUCCAAGUCAGAGGAUGUGGACCACGGCCUCUCCAAUGGGUUGCACAGAGCUUAUGCCCACGUCCCUAAAGCUGUCUCCACCUCCUCCUCCUCUUCCUCACCAUCCCGUCACGGAGGACCGACAUCCAGUGGUAACAAGGCCCUCUCCUCGGUGCGUGGGAUGAGCCAGGAGGAUGAUAACCUGUCAGACUCGGGCCAUAACUCCAUGAGCAGCCUGCCGCCAUACCGGCCUCCCUUCCGCCCACACCUGGCUCACAUCAGUGCAUCUAUGGGCCACAUCAACACCAUUGGGUCCCUGGACCGCACUUCCCUGGGUCCGAAGGCUGUAGGGUCAGAGGGCGUGGCUAUAGGGGAGAUGGCGUGUCGGAGCAUGGCAACCCUGACCCGUCUGGCACCAUAUGGAGGGGAGGCUCCGCCUCCUUAUGAAUGGACACUCUCCCUGUCUGUGGAGGAAGUGGUGCGGGAUCUGGAGGAGCGCCUGGUGGAGAAAGAACACGAGCUGAAACAGAUGAAAAGAAACCUGGAUGAGAGCGAGGGCGCCAUCGCUCAGGUGUUUGAAGGGAAACAGCGUCUGUGGGAGAAGGAGGUGGAGGAGUUGAAGCGCCUGUAUGCCGCCAAGCUGCGGCAGGUUUCCCAGCAUGCCCAGCGUUCCCAGCGCAGCCUGCAGUUGCAGCUGUUCAAGGCCCAGCAAGAGAGGAACCGGCUGCAAGAGGAGCUCGACAGCCUGAAACAGGAAAGGAGUCAGGAGACUGGAGCCAUAGUGAAGCGAACCAGCCCGACCCUGGAGGAGACGCAGUGGGAGGUUUGCCAGAAGUCAGGGGAGAUUUCCUUGCUGAAGCAGCAGCUCAGAGACUCCCAGGCAGAGGUGACCCAGAAGCUGAGUGAGAUCUUCCAGCUGAAGACGCAGCUCAGGGAGACACGUACGGAGCUGCGCAGCAAGGAGGGCCAGAUAGAUUCGCUUAAGCUCCUCCUGCAGGCAUCACAGCAUCGCAGAUGUCCCUCUCAGAAUGCACAUGAAGAUGGAAAAGGCGCUGAAGAAUGUACUCCAGCUGGGGCAACAGGAGGGUGCGGGGGCCCUACAGAGGAGCGUCUGCGCGCAGAGCUCCUGCUGGAGAGACGCCAGAGCGAGGCCCAGGCCAUGGCUUUCGAGGAGGAGAGGCACACAUGGCAGACAGAAAAGGACAAGGUCAUCCGUUACCAGAAGGAGCUGCAGGCCAGCUACUUAGAUAUGUACCACCGCAAUGAAGCUCUGGAGAGGGAACUGCACCAGCUGAGGGCAGGCAGAGAGCGAGGAGCUGGAGGAGGAGCGGGAGGAGGAGGAGGAGGGAGCAGAAAUGGGACAUUGGAAAGAGAAGUGCCAGAGCUGAGGAGUGAGAGAGCAGGGGAAAAACAAGAGGAUAGACCUUCCUCUGGUUUGCCGUGGAUAGAGAGGAUUGAAUCAUCUGAAAUUUGAAUGUGAAAGACUUGUUUGCAAUGCAAAAUCUUUUUUUUCCCUGAAGUAGGGCAGCUAUGGAAGACCAUGUCUGCCAGGAAAAGAAAAAAAAGACUUAUGAGAUAAGUAAAAUCAAGGCACAAUUUCAAGAUACUUUAUGAAAAAUUAAUCUUGUGAUAUUAAGAUACUAAUCAUUGGAAAUUAUGGGAAAAUUAUGGAACAUUGCAAGUAAAAAGUUUUAUUUCCAGAGACAAAGUAUGAAAUGCAAAAAUGUUUUUAAACUUACUAAGUCAAAAUAAUGACAUAAUAGGUCGAAAUUCUGACCUAUUAUGUCUAACUGAGAUAAUAAGUCAAUAUUUUGAGAUAAUAAGUCAGAAUUAUGUUAUGAGUUAAACAUGCAAUUCAAACUAAGUCAAAUUUCAUAAAUAGCAUUUUGACAUAUUAUCUAAAUAUUUUGACUCAUUAUUAUGAGUAUUUUGGUUUUUAUCACGUAUAACAUUUCAUUUAUUUUUCUUCUUUUCUUGGUGAAAUUGGGCCUCCAUAGUUCCCACCACUCUCUGCCCAUGCACCCUUGUUGAUUGUCUAAUGCCCUUAUCCUGCAAAGACUGGACCCAUAAGCUCAUAUAGAUACAUAGUAACGCCGAGGGUAGCUGCACAGAAAUACUGUGUCUGUGCCUCGUCUAUCCCUGGCAGAAGAGUUAUGUCAGUCUUGUAUAAAAUACAGCCAAGCUCCAGCCAAUCACCUAGACUGUCCUGCAUAAGACUAUCCAAUUAAAAACCUGUAAAUGAACAAACUGAUAUGCUGAUUGUGACUGUUUUGUGUUCAUUUGGUAGUUACUUUUUGGUUUGGACCGCUGUACAGUCUUCACAGUAAACAAAGGAUUCAAAGGGAUUUAGCGUGGCCCGGUAACAUCUCAGCACCUGUGUGUGCAGACAGUUCUGUGGAUUCAGAGUUCACCCGGGCUCUGGGAGGAAAGCUGCAUCUCUGGGUUAAGUAUCGAGGAUUAAAGCUACCUGGUGCCAAGGUACUAAUGCUAAUUCUUUGCCAUCAAGAAAACUAUUAACCCUUACGGAAGAACCCGAAGAAAUGUUGGACUUAUUUUUCUCAUUCAGUUUCCUUUCAGAGGAUACCAAUAUAUUUUGUACAUAACUGUAAUUUUUCAUUUGAUUGGCCUUCUGUCAUUGUAUUCCAAGCACACUGUUGUCUUAAAUGGGCAUACUUUCCAUAUCUUUUGAUUGCAGUGAAAACGAUCAAUAGAUGCAGAUGAUGAAUAUUGCUGCCCUGCUUAUUGGUGCGAUUUGUUACACAUGCCCAGCCAAUAACAUCAAAUGCAUGAAGUAGGUGGAGUUGUUUAUUAUUAAUAUAUAAACAUUCAAAAGCCAGCUCUCAAUCGACCUUUUGACAUACUGUGACUCUUGUCUGUUUACUGGAAUUAAAACUGUACAGUAUAAAUAUAUGUUUGUUUUGGAUUCAUAAUAAACAUUUAUGAAGUGGUGUAACAGCA
Molecule: messenger RNA, 3447 nt
Organism: Lates calcarifer (barramundi perch)
Lineage: Eukaryota; Metazoa; Chordata; Actinopteri; Centropomidae
Gene: n4bp3
Product: NEDD4 binding protein 3
Cellular component (GO): cytoplasmic vesicle
Source: RefSeq, a predicted model, not a curated record